AUGGCCAACGCUUCAGUGAAGAAGAGAGCGGUGGCGAACGCGCAGGCGCUGAAGAGUCUGCACACGUACGCGGGCGCUAUUAACCUCGUCUACCUGCUAUCCUACUUUGUCCUGCACCGUCCUGCCUCGUUGAAGCCGUUUGUGAUCUUUUCGAUCCCGGCGUGGAUUAUCGAGUACCAGCUCGAGCGGAUAGGGAGACCAAAGUUCAACCCUGCUAACGGAUCCCUGGUGUCUGCCGGUGAUGAUCUUCACCAGGCAGGUCUAACUGAAUGGCUGUUUGAUAUCGUUUACGUCACGCUUGCAUGCGAUAUCCUGGCUGUAAUUAUCGGGCGCUCGUGGGUCUGGUUCUUGUAUCUUGUCAUCCCCCUCUACGGCUCUUACAUGGCCUACACUUCAUUCAUCGGCCCCAUGCUCCGCCAGCGCUCCGCUGCCGCAAACAUGGAAGACGGUCCUCCCGCCGCCCGCACCCGCGCCAAAAAGGCCAAAUACGUGCGCUAA
Molecule: messenger RNA, 498 nt
Organism: Myxozyma melibiosi
Lineage: Eukaryota; Fungi; Ascomycota; Lipomycetes; Lipomycetales; Lipomycetaceae
Exons: 3
Coding region: 1-498 (165 amino acids)
Biological process (GO): vacuolar protein processing
Cellular component (GO): intracellular membrane-bounded organelle
Source: RefSeq, a predicted model, not a curated record